GCUAGCACGUGAGCAAAAAGAAAAACGUGCCAACGACUAGCAAAAAUCAGUUGAUCAGUUAUCUUCUUCCGCAGAGCAAAGUCUACUUUAUAUUGUACGAAGCUAUUACAUAAAUGUUGCGGCCAUAAGAACGUUUAUGUCAGAGGAGAAAUAGCAUAUAGAACUGGGCCGGCUUUCUUAAAUCUAUUCAUAGCCUACUGUUAAAAUGAAUCUCCAGCAGAAGAUUCGUAGUUGGGGCUGGAUUUAUCCCACUGCAAUCCUCUGUCUGUACGGGUUCUUUGCCAACUGUAGGCCAGCUGAACCUUUUUUGACUCCGUAUCUGGUGGGACCCAAGAACAUCUCAGAGGAAGUGGUAACCAACUACCUCUUCCCCAUCUGGACCUACUCCUACCUGGCCCUGCUCUUCCCAGUGUUCCUCCUGACGGACUUCCUGCGCUACAAGCCUCUGAUCAUGCUGCAGGGGGCCGCCCUGGUCUCCAACUAUUGCCUGCUGUGCUUCUCAGACAGCCUGGCGGCCAUGACAGCGCUGCAGGUCAACUACGCUGUGGUGACCUCCACGGAGGUGGCCUACUUCUCGUCGAUCUACUGCCUGGUCCCUCCUGAGCGCUACCAGCAGGCCACUGGCUACCUCCGUGCAGCCAUGCUCAUUGGGUACACUUUUGGUGCCACCCUCAGUCAGCUGCUGGUGUCCCUCGUGGGCACCAGUCUGUUCCACAUCAAUGCCAUUACGCUGGGCACGGUAAGCGUCUCUUUACUGGUGUCCCUGGCCAUACCCAUGCCCCGGCGAGGGAUGUUCUUUAAGGGGGCAGAGGCGGGGGAGGAAGCUGAGGAACAGGCGUCAGGAAGUGAAGUGGAGAAGGGAGGCUGCUGCCAGGGCAGCUUGGUGGCAGGAGUUGGGGUGGUCAGCCAGAUGUGGGCAGCCCUGAGGGAGGGCUACGGCUCAGGCCGAGUGGUCUGCUGGUCCCUGUGGUGGGCGUUAGCUACGUCAGGCUACACGCAGGUGUUCAACUACGUGCAGCUGAUGUGGGACCACGUGGAGCCGUCCAGCACAGCGGCCAUCUACAACGGUGGGGUGGAGGCCGUCUGCACUCUAGUAGGUGCGGCAGCAGCUUUCGGGGUGGGGCACGUACGCGUGUCGUGGAGCCGGUGGGGGGAGCUGUGUCUGGGCGUGUUCUCAGCGGUGGGGGCGGGAGCCGUGUUCCUGAUGGCGUUCUCCAGCAGCAUCUGGCUCUGCUACGCCGGCUAUGUGCUCUUCAAGGCGUCCUACAUGCUGCUCAUCACCAUCACUACUUUCCAGAUUGCUGCCAACCUGUCCAUGGAGUGCUAUGCUCUGACCUUUGGUAUCAACACCUUUGUCGCUCUCGUGCUGCAGACUGUCAUCACGGCGAUUAUUGUGGACGAGAGUGCUUUGGGAUUGGAUAUUGUGACACAGUUCAUUGUCUAUGGGAGCUACUAUACUGCCAUCUCCACAGUGUUCUUCAUCAGAGGACUGUACACCGCCUGCAGGCAUCACUGCAGACCCACACACCCCACACCACACAAAGAGGUCCUGUCCUCUCAGAGGCUGUGAUCCACAACAACAAACUGGCAAGGCAUCCCACCAGAAGCUGACAUCUUAGACACAGACCCACUGUCCACUGCCCACUGACUGAGAUCCAUAACAAAAGGAGUGUAUUUUGAGUAUGCAUUUAAGAUUUAUAUGUGCAUUUACAACAGACACCUAUACAAUAUGGUCUACUGAAGCACUGUGAAGUCAUAAUGGGAAUGAGCUAAUGGUGAAAACUUCCGUUUAUAAAUGUAACAGCUAUAAUGACUAAUCCUGUAUGAAUCAAACUGCAGGCCCGUUGGACAUGCAUGGGGGGGUGGGGUGCUUUGGGCAUGCCUCUGCAGCUAUUUAUUUUGACUAAUAUGCAGAGUAAGUUUAUAAAACCAGUUUACAAGUUUACUAAUAUGGGCAUCAGUAGUGAUUUAACUUUUUUUUUCUUUCUUUUUUUAACACAUUUUUGUCACAUUGCUGCUUACAUGUUCACAGACUGUGGUUUGAUGUUUUUGAGUUUAUGAGUAUAUGAGUUUAUCCUUAUUGUAGAAACUGUAUAAUAUGUUUACCGGUACUACACACCUGGGAUGCAAUCGGUUUUAACAACUGAUUCAUUUUAACAGUUAAUUAAUGUAUAAUUUUGCUUUGUUAUUUGUGAAACUGGGCCAAUCUGGUUAAGUAAUUAGCAAGAGGAUAAAUAGCAAUUUAGAUUUAGAUUUAGCUCAACCAUGCAUAUACUGUACUGUAGCCCUUAGAGAACAUGAUAUUGAUAUAGAAAGUCUUCUGCAUGGAAGUCACCAAAGCUCACGACUGUACCACCCAUGCUGUGGUCACAAUGGGGGGUAUCCUAUUAACCAUCCUGUUGUGUUACGGUUUGACCAAUUUACUUUUUUUUCUCUCAAAUCUUUUUAUAUUUAUAUUUAUUCUGACAAUCAUGAGGCUGCAUGACUUUGUUAACACAAGGCAUCUGAACACAAAACAAAUUUUGAGAAUUUCCAUAACAAUUUUGGGUGUUUUAUUUAACUUUAGAACACCCAUGUGUAUUCCCAGUCAAAAAUGACUGGCCAUUAGAAAUGAAUGGGUGAGAAAAUGGUCAGUGUAUAAGAGUCCAGGCACAUAGGCUACCUAUCAAUCGACUGUAUUGUGCGUUUCUGUAGGCCUACAUUCUCUCUCUCUCUAUCUCUCACACACACACACACACACCCUCACUCCCCCUCUUUGCUUAUGCCAGCCCCCACUGGAACCUUUCCCUAGUAUCUUCCCCUCUCUGACUUGCAUGAGCUCAGGUCAAUGAGGCCUGCAGGCCAUGAAUAGCAAAUGGAAGUUCAAAACUGGUCAGAUCCAAUAGAACUAAGGUCUAUCUAUCACAACAUUAGAUGAUAAUAUACUGUGUUGCUAUGGAUUUAUAACAAGUUAUAAUGCAAACCACAAAACUAGUAAACAUGAAAUGAACACAAAGGGAGGGUUAAUGAACUAACAUGGACCCUUCAUAAUAUUUCUAAUCUUCUCACCAUGAAAUUCCAUGACAGUCAGGGGGUAGUGGUAAAAUAAGAGGAGGGUAGGCUAAACUAGGAAUUCUGUGAUCACCAUAAGGUGGAAUGCGCCAUGCAUGCAGCAUUGGAUUUUUUAAAAAGGCAUUCAGAACAUGUUUGAUGAUGGUGAAAGUUAUUGUCCAAUGUUUUUAACAAUGCCAGUGGUAUUAAAUGGUUCCUAGAGUGUUGAUGUAGGCUACAUAUUGUGAAUGUGGAUAAUACAGUGUGUUUUGAAUGUUAAAAGUUGAAAUUGAUGAAUAGGCUAAACUCUUUUGAGUGGUGGAUACUCUAACUAGAUGUACCGCAUAGCGGUACAAAAUAUGACCGCCGCUCAGUCCUG
Molecule: messenger RNA, 3409 nt
Organism: Alosa alosa (allis shad)
Lineage: Eukaryota; Metazoa; Chordata; Actinopteri; Clupeiformes; Clupeidae
Gene: slc19a3b
Product: solute carrier family 19 member 3b
Exons: 7
Coding region: 206-1570 (454 amino acids)
Biological process (GO): transmembrane transport; vitamin transport
Cellular component (GO): plasma membrane
Molecular function (GO): vitamin transmembrane transporter activity
Source: RefSeq, a predicted model, not a curated record